CUCACUGACGAAAAAAUUGUCAAAAAUCCAAAGAAAAAUGUAUAAUGGAAUCGGGCUUCAGACGCCGAGAGGUUCGGGAACGAACGGCCACAUCCAGACGAACAAGUUCUUCGUGAAGUCAAAAUCGAACAAAGUAGUGACGGAUUCUUCGAUUAAAGGCUUCGAUGCCGGCCAGGGUACCGGCGGCGUGACCCGGAAAGCCAAUAAGGAGAUUCUGGAGCACGACCGCAAACGCCAGAUCCAGCUGAAGCUCCUCGUUCUUGAAGAUAAGCUUGUCGAUCAGGGCUACACCGAUGCCGAAAUUGCUGAAAAGCUUCAGGAGGCUCGACAAAACCUGGAGGCUGCCGCCGCUGCUGAAGAAGCUGGCGGCCCUUCGGCAAUCGUUGUCUCCUCCUCUGAUAACAAGGUUUCAGACACACAGACACACCAAAUAGCUGCUAGAAAGGAAAAGCAAAUGGAAACCUUAAAAGCUGCUCUAGGGAUUGGAUCUGAAACUAACAAGCAAAAGAAGCAGCAGGAUGCUUGGGUCUUGGAUUCUGAAGGUAGUGGCGAGGACGAAAAGAUAAGAAGCGGGAUUCUUGUUGAUGCUGCUGGCUACGGCAACAUUCAUGAAAAAGAUACAAAAAAAGAAAAGGUUCAAGAUACGAAGAGUAAGAAGAAUGAUGGUGAAAGAGAUACGACAAAGAAUCGCAAGAAGAAGCAAGGGAGAAGAAGAGGUGAAGACUCAUCUGAUACAGACACAGAAGGGAAAAAUGCAAGAGAAACUAGUGGUAAGCGUGGAAAAAACAGGAGGGCAAUUUCUAGUGAUGAUUCUGAUUCUGAUAUUGAGGAAAGGAGGCAAAAGUCGAGGAGGAAGCACAGAAGUAGUAGAAAGCAUGACAGUAGCUCCUCCAGUCCAGAGUCUAAUUCUGAUUCUAGUUCAGAGUCAGAAUCUGAUUAUAGUUCUGAUGAGGAGCUGAAGCAUAAAAGUCAAAAAGUUAAGCAACUGUCACGACAUAAGCGGUAUGAUUCUGAGGAUGAAUAUAAGCGAUAUGGUUGUGAGGAUGAAUAUGACAUUGGCAAGAGAAAAAGUGAUAAAGAGAAGAAAAGGAAUCAUCAUAGCAGAGCUUCUGUGGCAGAGAAAGAUGAUAAAUUGAAGACAGGGAAUAAAGGGAUGCAGAGAGUCAAUAGAAAGUAUGGUAAGGGAAGUGAUAUAUCUGAAGAAGAAACAAGAAAAACAUUGGUGAAAACUGACAAAAGAACACGCCGGCAUGACACUGAUGAGGACAGUUCUGAUUCUGAUUAUGAUGGGAAAAGGAGGACCAAGCGAGGUAGAAGACAUGAUUCUGAUGAGGAUGAUUGUGAAAUUAGGGGCAAGGCUUCUCUUGAGAAAAGCAGCAGGAGUGAUUCAGACUCUGAAACUAGUGAUCAGGGUCAUGGGAGGUAUGAGAAAUUUAAAUCCAGUGAGAAGAGCAGAGGUGGUUAUGAAAACAAUGUGAGUGGUAGAGGUGGAGGAAGUGUAGUAAAUGAGACAUUCAAGAAAUUGGAGCAGCUGCAACAGUCAAAGCAUGAUGUAAUGGAUGGAUCAAGGCAGGGCAAUCAAGAGACGACAAGGGGUAAGAAGAAGAUGGAUGAUGAAGAUCGGGAAGGAAAGCUUGAGGUGAAGUCAAGAAGGCGAGAUUCUGGUAAAGAGGCUGAUAAUGGAAGUCAGAGUAAAUCACUAAGGAAUGAGGAGAAUCAGGAUAGAGAUGGCAGAACGAUUAGAAAUGACCGAGGACAUGAACAUCGGGGCACUGGAAGGAAUCACCGUGAGCUGCAGCAUGGGGAUAGGAGAGGGAUUCAGGACGUUGAAAGGUAUGGACAGGAUAGAAGAGGAAAUAGGGAUGAGGAUAACAAUCGGGGAAGAAAGCACAAAAGAGAUGAAGAGGAAGAAACAUAUCGGGAUCGUGAAAAAGAUGGGGAGCAUCAACAAGAGAGGUUGGAGGAAGAGCAUGGACGCAGAAAGAAUGAUAGGCAUAGAGAAUAUGAGUCGUCCAAGAGAGGUCGAUAUGAUGAUUUGCAUUCCAGUCGAGAAAGACGAUAUGAUGAUGAUAGGCGUGAUGAGCGGCGAUCUAGGCGCUGAAACAUGGGUAGUUGAGACUUGCAGCCAGUAUCUAUCCACUCAAGGAAAGAAUGAGUUUCUUCCGUGUAGUGCUGGUUUCUCAGACUCUCUGCUAGGUCUGGGCCUGUUGAGGAUUUGCAUUGUAGCUAGGCGACCUGCUUUUAUUUGAUCAUGUACUAAAAGAUGUAAAAUCUCUGCUGUCAGACCUGGUUUUCUGAUGGGUUCUGUAUCUGAUUUUCCCUGAACGUUUGAUGUGAACUAAGCUUUUGUCUUCAACAGUUUGCUUGGCUCGAAGUUUGCUCAUUUCAAUGUCUGAGUUUUGAUCA
Coffea eugenioides is the source of this 2406-nucleotide messenger RNA. RefSeq lists its product as uncharacterized. NCBI's taxonomy places the organism in Eukaryota, Viridiplantae, Streptophyta, Magnoliopsida, Gentianales, Rubiaceae. The transcript has 3 exons. The record is from RefSeq and is a predicted model, not a curated record. Bases 38 to 2101 code for a protein of 687 amino acids.